Messenger RNA from Opisthorchis viverrini, 2882 nucleotides. RefSeq lists its product as hypothetical. The transcript is spliced from 7 exons. Gene Ontology annotation, cellular component: voltage-gated potassium channel complex; membrane. Lineage: Eukaryota; Metazoa; Platyhelminthes; Trematoda; Opisthorchiida; Opisthorchiidae. The record is from RefSeq and is a predicted model, not a curated record. Gene Ontology annotation, molecular function: A-type (transient outward) potassium channel activity; protein binding. Gene Ontology annotation, biological process: potassium ion transmembrane transport; protein homooligomerization. Bases 163 to 1266 code for a protein of 367 amino acids.
CACGGGACGAAGCACGUAUAUUCGUGCCCGGAACGUCGCUCUAUAGAUCUACCACAAUAUUGGCGAUCUUUGAAUAUGGAUAGUGAUUCUCUUCCUUACUUCAUUCUAGGAAGGUGACGCUAUUAUGGGAUAGGACUUUGGACGUAAAAAGUGAGGAUUACGAUGUACCCAUCUUGGCUUCCGGUGGUUCGCGCGUCAGCCAUUGCUUGGACUCCGCUUAUUCAGUGCGAAUUACCGGAAGGGCCAACAUUCUCGAGUAAUGUCAUUACAAGAGACAGGAAGAUAGUGAUCAAUGUCAGUGGAAGUCGUUUCGAGACGUGGAAGUCUUCGCUAGACCGUUUCCCAGACACACUUCUUGGUUCGGAUGAAAAGGAUUAUUUUAGAGACUCUAAAUCGGGAGAAUACUUUUUUGAUCGGGAUCCAAACCUUUUCCGUUUUAUAUUAGCUUAUUAUCGUUCUGGGAAACUACAUUUUCCGAAAGAUUCUUGUGUCACGGCUUAUCACGACGAAUUGAUCUAUUUCGGAAUCAUGCCAGAAAUUAUGGGAGACUGCUGUUACGAGGAAUAUCUUGAUCGAUACCGCGAAAACAGAGAACGACAGCUUGAGGAUCUAAACGAUCAUAAAGAGGAGGAACAACCAGCUACAUGCUUUCGUGAACAGCUCUGGCGUGCUUUUGAGAAUCCGCAAGCAUCAACACUCGCCAUUGUGUUGUAUUAUGUUACUGGAUUUUUUAUUGGCGUAUCUGUACUAGCAAACGUAACUGAGACGGUUUCUUGUGGAACAAGUCAGGAGACGGGUGAUAAUAUACCCUGUGGCGAGAAGUACAACGCUGCAUUUUUUUGUUUGGACACAGCCUGUGUAAUGCUUUUUACUGUUGAAUAUUUUGCCCGGCUGUACGCCGCGCCAUCAAGGUGGAAAUUCAUUCGAUCUGUGAUGUCAAUUAUCGAUAUUGCUGCGGUGCUUCCGUACUAUAUUGGUUUAUUCAUGUCCAACAAUAAGGAGUUUUCUGGCGCUUUUACCACUCUAAGAGUGUUUCGUGUGUGUCGCAUUUUUAAGUUUUCAAGACAUAGCAAAGGACUGCGGAUCCUUGGAUGUACUUUGAGAUGUUGUGCUUCAGAACUGGGGUUUCUCCUUUUUACGAUCACGAUGGGAGUCAUAAUUUUUUCUACAAUCAUGUUCUAUGCGGAAAAGUCAGAAACAUCACAAUUUAACAGUAUUCCAGCUGCAUUCUGGUACACUAUUGUAACAAUGACUACACUUGGGUAACUACGGUGACAUCGUUCCAAUCACAAUUAUUGGAAAAAUAUUUGGCGGCAUCUGCUCACUGUCUGGCGUGCUUGUGAUUGCCUUACCCGUCCCUGUCAUUGUGUCGCACUUUGCACGGAUUUAUCAGCAAAAUCAGCGAAAUGACAAACGCGAAGCUCAAAAGAAAGCCAGAUUUUCAAGAAUAAAUGAAAUGAAACUGGCAACGGAAACUGCAUUUUUGGAAGGAAAGCGGCGCUUUGAGAUGAGCCAUGAUGACCCGGUUAUCGGUAACAGUCCCAGCUUUUAUUUGGAGAAAGGUCUACAGUACAUUGAAGAAGAGGCAGGAUGUGUUGGUCCAGGUUAUACGGAACCAGAACUCAUGCAAAAAAGUCCACAGUUAGAGCAAAACUUCGAGAACGAAAGAAUGGAUCUGUUUGAAGAGCAGUACUACCAUCUGAUUGACUGUUUACAGAGAACCACCGGAUGCGAUGUUGUUUCAAGCGAGCUCACUGGAGGUGAUAUUCCAUUCAACAUACAUGCCAGCAUCAAGGUGCGUGGCAAGGCACCUCAGAAACCUUGUACACAAAAAUCAAUUGCACAAUCAACGCAACCAAGGAUCAGAGAAAACAGCAGACGAUCGUAUGCAGUCAUUCGUCAACUUCGGUUCAGCAGACGUCGUCUCGGACAUUGUCAUGUUCGCCAAGCUAUUGAACGUUGCUGUGGUCGCAGACAAAGGAAAAGCCAACAGAGUUCCCCCAAAAAAGUUGGAAAACAUUCAGAGAUAACUGAACAUGAAGCAGUGGCUCGAAAGAGGGCUAGCAUGACUGAUACUAAUGAGGGGAACGUCAGAGGAUGGCUGCAGGAACAUGCCGGAGAUCAGCGCACAAGUUUGUGUGAACGUGUCAGCAUUGAAAACUUUGUCGGAACGGAAUCAAGAUUAUGGCAGAGAAAUCCUCGUUUGGUUAAAAAUGUUCCACCAGAUGAUGGUUUAUCAUUCCCCUAUGUUUCCGAUGCCCGGUCAACUGAAGUACGACCGGCUUAUCCUGAAUCACUUGAGACACCGGACGCACGUUGGUCCACUUCCCGAUCAACGAACGUUUAAGAUCGAAGUAAUCGCUGCUUGUGAUCAACUCUUCCAACAAUUCCUAUCUGUAUUCUUCCCCGAACGCUCAACUACUGUACAAAUUUGUAGAUCAGAUCAACCCGAAUAUAACUUACCAAUGCCAGAGAAACCAAGAAUGACCUAGGUGGUGAAUCUGUCGGUUACCUAUGCUAGAAAAACCAACAGUACUACCCGUACUAUUUUACUAUUGCAGGAUAUAUUUUUCUCGAUCGCAAAACCUUUAAGACUGAAAUGUAGAAAAUACAUAGAUUCAACACAUUUUUCAAUAUAUGUGGACAACUAUGGAAACAUUUCCCCGGAUGACUUUUCUGUGUUUUUACAUCGGAAACAUUAGACAAAUAGUUAUUGGAAUGUCGAUCAGCUGUUGUAUUCAUGUAGCCUAUUCUUACUCUCCUAUUCUUUCGCUAACGCCGUAGUCACAUUGUUUUUAUUCUGACCGGUUGUAUAUGUGUGAGCAUCAUUCAAACACGCUCAAACCGAUUUUUCACAACAUUGUUUUCAAUGUAUCUCUAUA